Molecule: messenger RNA, 513 nt
Organism: Erigeron canadensis
Lineage: Eukaryota; Viridiplantae; Streptophyta; Magnoliopsida; Asterales; Asteraceae
Product: probable receptor-like protein kinase At5g38990
Exons: 1
Coding region: 1-513 (170 amino acids)
Biological process (GO): protein autophosphorylation
Cellular component (GO): plasma membrane; plasmodesma
Molecular function (GO): ATP binding; transmembrane receptor protein tyrosine kinase activity
Source: RefSeq, a predicted model, not a curated record
AUGGCAGGGUCCAAGCCUUCGACCUCCAACUACACCUCGGUACAAUGGUCACAACCAUGUCGUCAAAUAGACUAUCCUGAAAUUCUUUUAGCAACCGAAAACUUUAACGAAUCAUUAGUAAUUGGGUGCAGUGGUUUUGGAAAUGUUUACAAAGGCAACAUCAACAAUGGAUCAAAGCUAGUUGUUGCUGCCAUUAAACGUUUGGAUUCUAUGUCUGACCAAGGGGAAUCCGAGUUCUGGGCUGAAGUUGAAAUGCUAUCCAAGUUACGUCAUGCUUAUCUAGUGUCUUUGAUCGGUUAUUGUAGUUACGAAAAAGAGUUUAUCCUUGUCUAUGAAUAUAUGCCCAAUGGAGCAUUGGGUGAUCAUCUUCAUAAACUUGGUACCCGUCUUUCCUGGCGUCAACGACUCUGGAUCUGCAUUGGUGUUGGUCGUGGGUUAGACUACCUCCAUACUGGUACAGGAAUUGAGUUCGGGGUUCUACUUAUGGAACUAAUAAUACUGCUACUGAUGUGA